Molecule: messenger RNA, 843 nt
Organism: Talaromyces marneffei
Lineage: Eukaryota; Fungi; Ascomycota; Eurotiomycetes; Eurotiales; Trichocomaceae
Exons: 4
Coding region: 1-843 (280 amino acids)
Cellular component (GO): plasma membrane
Source: RefSeq, a predicted model, not a curated record
AUGUGGAUCGUCUCGUUCUGGGUCUUCCCGGUCAUCUCGGCCUGUAUGUGGCUCGCAAUGUUGAUUGCGAUGAUAUCGACAUGGGCAGCCAAGGGAAAGCCGCAUUACAGUAAUAUGCCAGCGAGGCGUACCAUUCCAUACAUCUCAGAUAUCGGCGCAACGGGAAUACAGCCCCUUUUCAUAGCAGGCAGCGCCGUCACAGUCGUUUUCUUGGAUCUUUCCUUCUUAGCGGAGCGAUGGCUACGGCAUUCGGGACAGCUCUUGCGAAACAAAGGACGGUUUGAUAAGGCGUGCUCGAUCAUCUCCAUUAUCUUCUCCUUUCUUGGGGCUGCAGGGUUGAUUCUGCUGUCGAUCUUCAAUGACGUUGAUUACGACGAGGUACAUGAUUCCAUGUUGGGUCUUUUCAUUGGUGGAUACUUGAUCAGUGCUAUAUUCAUCUGUCUGGAAUAUUUGCGACUGGGUGUUGCGUACCGCAAACAACACCGCGUUCUCUUCGUGAGCUUUUGGAUCAAGCUUUUGUUCAUUGUCAUCGAACUUGGUCUGGCGAUCAGCUUUGGAGUCUUGAGUCGAAGGACCCCAGGCGGAACUGAUGCCGCUGCCGUUCUUGAAUGGGUCAUUGCGUUCGUCUUUACAUUCUACGUUCUCUCAUUCAUCAUCGACCUGCUGCCAUCCGUACGCACUCGGCGUCACAUCCCACAGGGCGAGAGGGCACUCCACAUGAACCGGCUGAGCACCAGCUCCGGACCACAACAUGAAGUCACCUACGAAGAGCCGGUAACUACGGAUUCCAUGGGCGAUCGAGGAAACACGUACCGUGGUGUGGUCCUGCCUCGAGACUUUUAA